UAAAGUAUCGAUCGAUUUUACUCGUUUGUUUACAUUUGUUACCUCAGCAACUGCCUUUUCUAUUUUAUAAUUCUUUAUUACAUAAUAAAUAUUGUACUAUUGAAAUUUUUUAGUACAAAAUUAUAGUUAACUGAAAAUUAAAUAUUGUUAAAUUAAUAAAUAUGGCAAAAUCCAUUACUACAUAUGAAAAACCAACACCUCAUAUUGGAUUACCUGAUUGGUAUACCAAGCAAUGGGAACUUCAAAAAAGUGCUGAAAGUAAAAGAGCAGAUGCAUUUAAUUUAAGAAAUUCAGGUAGAACAAUAAGAUCGGAAACUCAAAUAAAAACAGAAUGGGACACUCAAUUAAAUACAAUUCGACUCAACGACAGAGUAACUGAACUAUCUCGCUGGGAGAAUAUAUUUCAAAAAUUACUCGAACACAUAGAAACGGAAAUUUGUCUUUUAAAAGAUGGAAAAUCUGAUGCCGAGAAGGAACAUGAAUUUAUUAAUAUACCAUUGCAAAUUACUUCUCAAUGCAUAUCAAUGCGAGAUUGUCGAAGAGGCACUGAAUUGACUUAUGACGAUGGCGACACAGAAUUGAAAAAAGAACUCUGCAUUUUAGAAGCAGCAAAGAAAACACUAACAAACAAAAUACAAGCCGCUUGGGAAAGAUUGAAUCGUCUGGAAAAAGUUAAAUUCAAUCUCAAUUUAGAAUUACAAGACAAACACGAAGCACUUGAAAUUGAUCGAACAAAUUUUACAUUAAAUCGUACUUGUGCCAAUAUCAGUUACAAACCAAAUGCAUUGAGAAUGCCAAAAGAUAUGGUAUCUUAUGAAACAUGGUUGCAGCAUUGUCAGCAUGUAAAACUUUCAGCUGACAAUGAAUUAGAAGAUAUGUACAAUUUUAGAGAAUCUAUUCAAGAUGCAAGAGAUAAAACAAGAAAUGAUAUUAGAGCUCAACAAGAUUUUACAGAUUUCACAUUGAGAAAAAGAAUUUAUCAAACACAAAAAGCAAGAAAUGAACUCGAUUGGCAGAAAUUGAAAAUGCAAAGAGAAAUGGAAAAAUUACAAAAAGAGAUAACACUUUUAGAUGAGGCGAUUUUUGCAAAAAUAGAUUCUAUUAAAUGCGUUGAGACAAGAUUGGAAAAUCGAACAUGUCGUCCUGGUUUUGAAUUGUGUCGUGAUCAAAGUCAAGAUGGAUUAAAGCAAGAAGUAUUACAAUUACGGCAAACUAAACAAAAUUUAAUUAACGAAAUAAACAAUGCCAAAGCCACAUACAACAAUUUAGAAUCACUGUUGAAUCGAAUUAACAAAAAUUUAGAAGAUAAACAACAUUCAUUGAUGACUGAUAUAAUGUGUUUGGAUAAUCGUUCAACUUUAAAAGUUGGCGAUCGAGCACGACUUACUAAUGAAACGGAUCGAAAUAUUGUCUUAACACACAUGAACAAAGAGAUUCCUCUAGAAAAUUAA
Molecule: messenger RNA, 1451 nt
Organism: Leptopilina boulardi
Lineage: Eukaryota; Metazoa; Arthropoda; Insecta; Hymenoptera; Figitidae
Product: tektin-2
Exons: 7
Coding region: 162-1451 (429 amino acids)
Biological process (GO): cilium assembly; cilium movement involved in cell motility
Cellular component (GO): nucleus; microtubule cytoskeleton
Source: RefSeq, a predicted model, not a curated record